AGCGCCGUCUGGUUGGGGAAGGGUUAAUGGGCUGGGUGUCGACGUUCCCUUGGACCGGGUGAGUCGCUCGGGCUGUGGCUGAGCCGGGCGCGCCUCGCCGGCAAUGGAGAGCAGCGGCGGCGGCGGCGGCGAGCUGAGCAGCAUGGAGACCAUGGAGACCCUGACGGAGCUCGGCGACGAGCUCACUCUGGGCGAUAUCGAUGAGAUGCUACAGUUUGUUAGCAACCAGGUUGGAGAUUUUCCAGAUCUGUUUACUGAACAGUUGUGUGGCACCUUCCAGAGCAACGGUGUAUGUAAUGGGGGUGGAACGUCGGAUCCCUCAUCGCAGAGGCCCUAUGGCCAGGGGCAGCUACAGUCCUUCUCAUCUAAUGCAGCUUCUCCACAGCUUCAAGCUGUGCAAUUGAAGGUAUCCCAGAUGGCUGCAGCAACACCUGUUCCUCAACGGACUGCACCCCCUCUUCAACCUCGCCCUCAGGUUCAACCUCAGCUCCAGCAACAGACAGUUAUGAUUACGCCAACUUUUAGCUCUGCUCCCCAGACCCGGAUCAUUCAGCAGCCUGUAAUCUAUCAAAAUGCAGCCACAAGUUUUCAAGUGCUGCAGCCCCAGGUCCAGAGCCUGGUGACUUCCUCCCAAGUUCAGCCAGUUACCAUCCAGCAGCAGGUGCAGACCAUGCAAGCUCAGAGGGUAUUGACACAGACCGCCAACGGCACCAUCCAGACACUGACCCCGGCCACAGUCCAGGCGGUAGCUGCCCCUCAAGUCCAGCAAGUUCCAGAACGCAAGGAGGCUUAUAUGGUUCACCUCCUCUCCAUGUUACCCUCACAACAACACUGUGAGGUGCUUGUCCAGCCACAGAUAAUCAAGACAGAUUCUCUUGUCUUAACAACACUGAAAGCUGACGGCAGUCCGGUCAUGGCUGCUGUUCAGAAUCCAGCCCUCACAACACUGACCACGCCUAUUCAGACAGCAGCCCUGCAGACUUUAGUUGGUGGCAAUGGGACUAUUUUGACCACAAUGCCCAUGAUGAUGGGAGGCCAGGAGAAGAUGCCCAUCAAACAGGUGCCAGGUGGUGCCAAGCAACAAGAACCUCCAAAGGAAGGAGAGAGGCGAACAACCCAUAAUAUAAUUGAGAAACGAUAUAGAUCAUCUAUAAAUGACAAGAUCAUAGAACUGAAGGAUCUUGUUAUGGGAACAGACUCCAAGAUGCACAAGUCUGGUGUACUGAGGAAGGCCAUUGACUACAUUAAAUAUCUGCAGCAGGUUAACCAUAAGCUAAGACAGGAGAACAUGGUCCUGAAGCUGGCUAGCCAGAAAAACAAGCUGUUGAAGGGUUUUGACCUAAGCAGUUUGGUGGACAAUGAUGUGGAUUUGAAGAUGGAUGACUUCAGCCAAAAUGCUCUGAUGAUGUCUCCUCCAGCUUCUGACUCAGGAUCUCCAGGAGACUUUUCUCCUUAUUCAAUUGAUUCAGAGCCAGGGAGCCCAUUGUUGGAUGACGCAAAGGUUAAAGAUGAACCUGACUCUCCAGCUGUUGCUCUUGGAAUGGUUGACCGCUCCCGGAUGCUGCUUUGCGCUCUCACAUUCCUCUGUCUCUCCUUCAAUCCUCUAACAUCCCUUCUCGAGGGCCAAAGGACACCUGACUCUGACGGUUCUGUACGUCAUAGCUCUGGGAGAAGUAUGCUGACUAUAGAUUCAGGCUCUGGUGGCUGGUUUGGCUGGAUGAUGCCCACUCUGAUCUUGUGGCUUGUGAAUGGUGUUAUCGUUCUGAGUGUAUUCAUCAAGCUACUAGUUCACGGAGAGCCAGUGACUCGACUGCACUCUCGUUCAUCUGUGACCUUCUGGCGGCAUCGGAAACAGGCAGACCUGGACUUGGCCAAGGGAGAUUUUGCUGCUGCUGCAUCAAACUUGCAGAUUUGCCUGUCUGCCCUGGGUCGAGCAUUGCCUGCCUCUCGUUUGGACUUGGCCUGCAGCCUGUCCUGGAACGUCAUUCGCUACAGUCUCCAAAAGUUGGGAUUGGUGCGUUGGUUGCUGAAGAGGAGGACAUCACGGCAGAGACGAGCAACAGAGGCCCCAGCAGGUUUUGAGGAUGAAGCCAAAACUAGUGCGCGUGAUGCAGCUUUAGCAUAUCAUAAGCUCCAUCAGCUCCAUAUCACAGGUAAGCUUCCAUCUAGUUCAGCCUAUUCGGGAUUGCACAUGGCACUGUGUGCUGUGAAUCUGGCUGAAUGUGCGGAGGAGAAGAUUCCACCAAGCACACUGGCAGAGAUUCACCUCACUGCUGCAGUUGGCCUGAAGACACGAUGUGGCGGCAAGCUGGGCUUCCUGGCGAGUUAUUUCUUAAGUCAAGCCCAGAGCUUGUGUACUGAGCGCAGUGCCAUCCCUGACUCCUUACGCUGGCUGUGCCACCCAUUGGGACAAAAGUUUUUUGUGGAGCGGAGCUGGACAGUGAAAGCUGCUGCUAAGGAAAGCCUUUACUGCACUCAGAGGAACCCAGCUGAUCCCAUUGCACAGGUGCACCAAGCGUUCUGUGAGAACCUGCUGGAGAGAGCCGUUGAAUCCUUGGUGAAACCUCAGGUCCCAAAGGGGGCUGUAGGCCACGAUGACGAAGAGCCCUGUGAAUUCUCAAAUGCUUUGGAAUACCUGAAGUUACUCAAUUCUUUUGUGGACUCUUUGGGAAGUGGAACACCAUCUUUCACUGGCGAUUCUGUGUUGAGGUCUGCCCUGGGUCCCGAUGUGGUCUGCAGGUGGUGGUCAUCAGCCAUCACGAUGACAAUCAGCUGGCUCAAGGGUGACAAUGCAGCUAUGAGAUCCCAGUUUACCAAUGUGGAGCGAAUUCCUAAAUGCUUGGAGAUGAUGGAGAAUGCCCUUGUGAAAUCUGUCUUCCAUGUAUGCAAAGCCAUGCACGCCUCAUUGUCGAGCAAGGCAGAGGGGCAACAGAGCUCCUUUGGCCAUUGCGAAAGAGCUAGCACACAUCUUUGGAACAGCCUCAACAUGAGCAGUGGAGUCUCAAGCACAGUUCUCAACGAAAUGAUCCAGCUUCUGGCUUGUGAUCUAUUGCUGUCACUCCGCACCACUCUGUGGCAGAAACAGACGAACUCCAGCCAGGCUCUGGGAGAAACCUACCAUGCUUCUGCUUCGGAGCUGACUGGAUUCCAGCGUGAACUUGGCAGCCUGCGAAAACUGGCCCAUAGCUUCAGGCCUGCUUAUCGAAAGGUGUUCCUGCAUGAGGCCACUGUGCGCUUGAUGGCAGGGGCCAGCCCCACCCGGACUCAUCAACUGCUGGAGCACAGUCUCCGGCGUCGGACUCCCCAGAGUAACAAGCAAGGUGAGCUGGACGUGCUUCCUGGGCAGAGAGAGAGAGCUACAGCGAUUCUCUUAGCCUGCCGCCACCUGCCCCUCUCCUUCCUCUCGUCCCCAGGCCAGCGAGCUGUCCUGCUGGCGGAAGCAGCCCGGACGCUGGAGAAAGUUGGGGACAAGCGUUCGUGCAAUGACUGUCAGCAGAUGAUUGUGAAGCUGAGUGGUGGCACAGCCAUCGCUGCUUCCUAACCCUGGAGGGCUGCAGCCUCCUCACCCAGUUGAACUCGACUCUUGCCCCUUUUCUCCUCCCCCUCCUUUUUGGAAUACUGUUCUAGGUUUGGACCGUGGAAGUGGCAUUAUGCUAGUCAGGGUAGGGACUUGGUGUAAACCAGCUUUUUCAGCUAGUGAGUUGCCUCCAGUUAAAAAGGAUGCUCACGCAAAAUCAAGAGAGUGAUCCCCCCCCGACAAAAUUUCUACCUUACCUUGGGAAAGAGAAAAGCUCCUUUGAGGAGGGUUUGAGUUCAAAAAGCUUCCUUCCUUCCCACUUUACAAAACAAUCUAUAACAAGAACAUCCUUUGGGGAGGAGGAGGAGGAGGAGACCAAGGAGUGCGAAAACCUGCCCUGAACCCUUUCAUUGUCAUCUGCGGUGGCUCUUGAUCUGUGGGUCGGGUGCCAUACGCUUAGGGCAGAUCCAGGAGCUGGCUGUGGUUAACCUCUUUGGCCCUCAGUAGGCUGCAUUUUUUUUAAACUGAUGCCUUUCUAUAAGUUCUGCAUUCUCUGAGACCUUUGGGAAGUUAGGCCAGCUCUCCUGGGGAAGUGCAUCACUGUUUUUAUGCCAUUUGGGUUUUUUAUAGCAAUGUUUUAUGGCUUUACAAUUGUAGAGACAACAAUGAGGUCUCUCUCUUCCCUUUUUUGUCUCCUGCCCCUCUCCUCUCACUGUCUCUCCCUCUUGUCAGUCUACAGCUAUAUUGCCAUUAAGCUAGAAGUUGACUCCUCUUUCUAUGCCCUCUCUGAUCUCUAACAGAAAAGAGAGGGCAGAGGAUGGCCUAGAUGCUGAACUAGAUGGGACUUUAAACAUCUGGUUCAAAAAUGUGCAUGGGCAGAUCAGGACGCUUUGUUUAUUAUUAUUUUUUAAAAAGAAACAGGUAUGGGCCCUCUAAUCUGGAUUGGGAAUGUGUUUGUAUAAGAUUAAUCCUUUCCCCCAGAUGAUUUUGUUGCUAAAAAUCACACUCCCCCCCCCCCAAAAAAAGCUGGUAUUUGCUCUGGUUUCAUUUUUUUAAAAGAAAUUGGGGCAAACAGUAGCUUGGGUUCAGCAGGGAAACAGCACAGUGGGGAAUGGCUAACCCCCCUCCCCAUGUGGUCCCAAUGAGGGCCCCAAGAGCUGCUUUUUGUAAACAAAGAGAGAUGGCCAGUCUCAGCACACUGUUGAAUCAUGUGGUUAAUGCCAUCAUCCAGUUUGACACUAAAGAAAAAGCAUACUGAAAAUCCUUCUUCCUUGAAUAUUUGAUUUCUAUGGUAGUAGAAAUGUAAGUAUGUUUAGCAUAGUGUUCAGCGUCCUAGGACAUGCCUGCACCAUCAACCUAAGUCGUCAUGGCUAUUUCCCUGUUCUUUACCAGGAUUCUUUGGGGAAACUGAGACAGCUAAACAAGCCUUUUAAACAGUUUACAUGUGUAGUAUAGCUAUAGCCUUUCGCCUUGGAGAAAGCAGAAUAGUUGUAGCUGGAUCUCCUUUUUGGCAGAACAGGUUCUAAGAAACUGCAGUUUUAUAUUUCACGGAGUUCUGAGUCUCACAGCCCACUUUUGCCUUUCCUUGUUGCCAAUGGCACCUUCUCUAUUCUUGCUAUUCUCACUUCGCCUCUCCAAAUCUUCGGAAAUGAAAAGCUAACAUAAACGAACACACCAAAUACAUGAAUUUCGGGGCACUUGGGUUUUUGUUUUGUUUUUCUGGUGGUGGAGUGGGACACAACUGUACCUUGCAUUGUUCCUUGAAUCUGUUCUGUCCUCCAUUGAUCGUCCUUUAUUAUACAGCUGAACACUUUGUUGCAGAAAUAAGACUCCCCAUUAAAAGAGAAAACAUGAAUUUACCUCCGAAACUUCUCAUUAACAGCUUUCUAUUCAAAUGAAGGUCUCUGUGUCUCAUGAAACAAACUAGGGGGGAUGGGUGGUUUCAAAUCUUGCAGUAAUUACAUAAUCACAGGGAUGCUAUCCAAAAUCAUACCAAUAAAAGGUGUAUGUCAUAUUAAUGUCCAAUUUAUAAAAUCCAUCCAUAGAAUGAACCAGAAACUGAUCCCAUAAUAAAGCUUUAUUUAAUUUCCAUUUUGAAUGCCUUCUCUUAGUCUUCCUCAAUUUCUUGGAACUAAUAAGAGGAGCAAUUUCAUAUAAGCUCCAGUUUUCCACUGGUGUAUUUGAGUGGGUGUGCUCAAAGGCUCAAUUUGUGUAUCCUGUCUCACUCUGACCCCAUAAGUACACAGUGAAAGUUAGCCACCUGCGGGCUGCUUGUAAGUUGCUCUGUUAGCACUAGUUCAUGAGUGGAUCUGUCUCUUGAGUUUCUAUAUCUCACAUCACACGAUAAUAAGGAUCAGCUUGAUUGCUUUUCCUGUAAACAUACAUAGCUAGCCACCAUAGCAGAAACAUGUGACUCAGAUGCAGUUCCACACUGCUGAUCCACAUAGGCAUGUUUAAAUGGGCAGGCCGAAAUUUGAGUACCAUCCUGUUCUCUCAGGAUGCUUCCCAAUGACCGUUUCCCCAGUGACGAUAGCAACUAAAAAGGAAGGGUAACAAACUACCUCGGUGAAAAGGUGUACUUAUUAGCAGGAGAGGGUUUGAGGAGAUGGUUUGCUGGAUUGGUCCCACGAUUGCUGUGCCGUCUUGCUGAUCUGUUUGCAGUGGCAGCAAACAGCCCAGGAUUAACACCCAGGGCCUGUGAAUUGUGCAUAUUCCACUAGGCAAACUGAUUAAGCAAGCCUGACUCCUGCAGUCCCUUCCAUCUGAAAGCUUACAUGACAAAUAACUAACCCUGUGAGGUUAACUUACGAUGUUUCCAGGUCAAAGUACCCCAGAAUGCAUGACCUAUUGAUGUUGCGGACACUGGGCAUCUUACAAUUCCAUGGAUUUGUAGCCGUGAAAACCAUUUAUCCUGUCAAGCCAGGAGUGAAUGCUACAGCCUAGAAUGGGCAUUGUAGUCAAGAGUAAAAGCCUCAUUGUACAGCAGUUAAGGUGGGACUUCUUGUUUCUUGAAUUAUACUUAUGUAGAUGAGAACUACAUAAGGAAACCACCCUAAUGUUCCACGUACUUCUGACAUUUUUAUACAACUCAUUUAUUUAUGGGUCUUUUGUCUCCCAGUCUAUCCCUAUAUUAUUUUUGUGUAUAUAAUGUAACUUUUGUUUUUUUUAUAUAUGAUGUGAAGUGUCUAUUUAUCCCAAUAAAAUUAGGCAUAGGGAUGCUUUGCUGUAAGAAGACGUAGCUGGUAAUGAUGUGAGGGGAUGAUAAUUUCUAAUAUAUGUCCCAGCAGUGACCAUCUCCUGGGGAUCAUUGUGUGACUUAACUAAUAAAGACAAAUUGUACUCAA
Messenger RNA from Elgaria multicarinata webbii, 6861 nucleotides. It is a transcript of the gene SREBF2, whose product is annotated as sterol regulatory element binding transcription factor 2. The record is from RefSeq and is a predicted model, not a curated record. Gene Ontology annotation, molecular function: protein dimerization activity; RNA polymerase II cis-regulatory region sequence-specific DNA binding; DNA-binding transcription factor activity, RNA polymerase II-specific. NCBI's taxonomy places the organism in Eukaryota, Metazoa, Chordata, Lepidosauria, Squamata, Anguidae. Gene Ontology annotation, biological process: positive regulation of transcription by RNA polymerase II; positive regulation of cholesterol storage. Gene Ontology annotation, cellular component: nucleus. Bases 104 to 3541 code for a protein of 1145 amino acids. The transcript is spliced from 20 exons.